Molecule: messenger RNA, 11418 nt
Organism: Caenorhabditis sp. 36 PRJEB53466
Lineage: Eukaryota; Metazoa; Nematoda; Chromadorea; Rhabditida; Rhabditidae
Source: the annotation of a GenBank genome assembly
AUGGACUUUGACACGGAGCCAAAAACACCGCCGUCUCUGCCGCCGGCUCCGCCAGCUCGAACGGUCUCCUCGAACCCGAAAGUCACCUUCAAAGGAGCCCAAUCAUGGCGUGAAUCCGUCGGAAUGUUCCUCGCCCUCACCCUCGCCAUCUCAGUUGCCGUGAGUUCUUUCCAUUCUUCUUUUUCUUUUCCCUUUGCUUUUUCCCUUCGGUCACGCUCUUCUACCUUGUGAUUGGACUCGUCUCUUUGAAACGGAUAUGAAAAGGAUAGAAAAGGGGAAGUUAGAGAGAAGGUGGAUUAUGCACACAUGAAUACAGAUUGUGUUAUUUCUGCAAAAGAACACACUUUUUCGAGGACCAAUUUUUCCGGCACACUGCAACUUUUGACUCAUCUGGCUUUGAGAACGGAAAAAGAAGGGAUGAUGGGGAAAGUUCCGGGAGUGAGUAAGGGAGGGUAUAAUCGGGAGGAUUACUCACUGAAGAAAGUGUCAGAUGAGUGAGCAGGUCACGGACACGUGCUUUUUCGCAAAUCAACUAGAAGUUCUGAGCAAUUUGGGAAAAGCCGCGCUCACAGAACGUUGCGCGGAUCUUUUCUGGGAAGGCGUGUCUCCGAAUUGCUGGUUAGAAUGACUGGGAACAGAAUGAUUCUCUGGGAAGUUCUUAUGACGAACAAAAUUUGAAUAACCGCCAACGGUCAAAUGGUUGUCACCAAAUUGGCUACGUAGCGACUAGAAAGCGUUGAGGUGAUACGGAAUUUCUGUAUGUUUUAUUAGUUAGCUCUUGGGCAAGCCUUUUCGUAGCGUGCUUGACACUCCGUGCAACCAAAAACACAUCAGUGCUUAAAUAGUGAACUUUUUAUUGUUGUUCUUCAUCCCCUUUUUAUAUACACGAUAAAUGUCUACAACAAGAAUGGCAAUCAACAAAUAACAUUAAUGAGAAAAACCGGAGAACAAGUAGUUUAGUAGAUCGGAAGAGACCCGUUGAGCAGAACUGGAGUUUGUACAAGCAUGAAGUUGCGGCCGGGAUACAGUAGUCAGACAGAGCACAUGGAUCAGUCAGAAUCAUUAGUAAUAGGCCGAGAGACAGCGUCUGAAUCCUCUUCUCUUCUCCUCGACAGUCCUCUCUCGGUAAAAGCCCGCAACUUUCACGCAAAAGUAAGGGCUCUCGCAACUUUUACACAAAAGUAGGCAGCCUCGCAAAGUUUGCACAAACUUUAAAAACUCCGCAAAGUUUGCGCAAAAGAAGGGAAUCGUUCGAAAUUUUUUGCGUCAUGCAGCAUACCUGCAGUAAUUUUUCAUGUUUUUCUCACGUUAUACGCGUAAUUUUUACAUUGUUCUCGCUUAUUUACUGGUUUUUCGAUUGUAAAGUGCAUCUAAAUAGAAUGUCUGCUUUUUCUAGACGGGUUGACAAACGAUUUUGUCUGUUCGGAUUCGAAGUCGACUAAUAUCCGCGGCACCGACUCGAUUUCGUGAACAUUUCGUGAAAAGUAACAGAAGAGUAUGACUGAAACAUGGUUCCGUAGACCUGCAUUCGUUCGAAAAAGGCAGAUUCGUGAGUUUCAAUGAAACCAAAAUGAAAAAUGGGAAAAAGGUAAUGUUUCAGAAGAAUCUAUUGACGUUUUCAACAGCACGUAUCCGCAACGUCAGGAAAAACGCGAAAUUCGUGUCAAUGGGCGAGAUGGUAAGUGGUACUUUCGCAGAAUAGUAUUAAUACCACUCUACCAUGUACUAAAUGAAUUCCGUGGCAAAUUGACAAAAGUAAAGAAGGAAAUGAGGGAUUGCGGUAGAACGAAAAAUCCAGAGUCUCAAACAAAACCGAUCAUAUUGAACUAAACAUGGCACAUUACAGGAACAGAAAACGGCUGCACUUCUCGCGAGGAUGACCGGCAAGGAGAAUCGUUUAAUUCGAACCCGAACGUCGAACAGUUGGCGAAUUCAGAAGACGAUGACAUCUUGGAAGGUAAAACUGGUGGUCACAUGUUGUCACUUCUCAAUUUUCUGUAUGUUAUUGUUAAUGUAAUUUCAAAGACGGAAACAGUUAGUUAGUGUUACGUAAUACUGAUAGAGAAAGGUAAAAGUUCAAGAUGUUUCACGAGAAGAUCGCAGUUGUACACCCAUUUGGGAAACCGUGGACGGAUCACUGGGUUCGUUUUCCAUCAGAGGCAUUCGAUGAACGUUUGAUCAGCCAGGGAAGACGCCUUAAACUACGUCACAUCAGUUUUCGUGUUCAAUAACAUCUCGUUUAAUUUGGGAAAAGACAUUUUCGCAAUUUCUAAAGUCCUGCGAUCGUACCCAGACAUUACUGUGAGUUCUCGGAUAAUAGCAAAUAGGGCUAACGUAUUUUUCAGCUUGCCGAAGUGCGUAAAUUGGAGAAUGAGUGGGCUGACUUUGAUAAUCGAGUUUAUUCUUGCUGCGUUAGCUGCAGCACACUCUUAUCGGAUGAUAAGAAAUGUCGGAAUGCGACUUGCCAACGGUUCAUGCUCAGUCAAUCUAAUUUAGCUGGCGUCAAAACGAUGAUCACCUUUUCCAUUCGCGAGCAAAUUCAAGAAUUACUGAACCACGGAGUUUUCGGUGCCUCGCUGCUGGUAAUGUGUGCUCAUAUUAGUUCUUCCCAAAAAUAUAUACACAGACUCGCGAAUCGGGCCAAUCACAACUUUCUCGGCGAACAUGUGACACUCCGAAGUAUAAGCGACAUUUGCGCCAUUAUAAAUCCGAGAACCCCGACAAGUUGACUUUGUUAUUGUCGUUAAAUAUCGACGGCUUCCGAAAGAAAGGAUGUUCUAGGUUUCUAGCGCCCCUCCUCAAAUAUUCUGAAGUCUUUUUCAUUCAGAGGCGAAAUCUGGCCGCUGUUCAUUGCGGCGCAUGAUGUUCACGAGGGAUGUGGGAGUUUCCGAGAGUACAAAGCGGAAUACGUGCUUCUUUCUGCCAUCAUGCACUCAUCCGAGAAACUUUCAUCUUCCGAUUUUUCAGCAAUUUUUGAAAGAUUGAGCUCGGAGAUGGCAUCCACCGAAUCGGAUCCUCUCGAAGUUGAAUUGAAUGGUAAAAUGUAUCCGGUUCAAUUGAAACUAUUCAAUUGUGUUCUCGAUUUGGACGUGAGUGUGUCCUCUCAAGCCGUCUCCGAUAUCAGAUUCAGGCGUCUCGUAAAAUCCACAAAUUGCCUGUCUGGCAGUCUUAUAACUCCUGCAGCAGAUGUGAUAUCGUUGGAUUCAAUAUUCAGACAAAGAAAGGACGAAAAAUCUGUUGGUUUCCUAAUGGUCCCGUCUCCAAUUAUGACGAAAGUAGUGUUGUCCCCAGUAAGCUUACUUCGCUCUUCGUUUGUAAUUCGGAAAAACUUAGAAUUGGCUAAAACUACUCUCCCUCCUCCAUGGAACGACGGGUACGACGGUUUACAUUUGAUCAAUGAAGGGACCUCUAGAGAUAUUCUGAAAGACGUUCUCGGAAAUUGCGAGAAAAUGGGAUUCAAUUUGUCGAAAGACAUGAGGAAAGCCUGGGGGGUCAGUUUCAUAUGAAUAUGUAUGGUUUACCGGUUUCUAAGGAAGCACUGGAAGGUUCUCGGAAUCCGAAGGGAAUGUGCUCAGCAAUUCUUAUCGACCCGUUGAUUCUCACGUCUCGAACUGGGAGUGAAGUGCAGACAGUUAGUUUCUAUUGCAAAAAGAAGACCGGGUUGAUCGAAUUUAAGAUGUACGAUAUUGCUCUGCCCACUCUUCUGCUUGUCCACGGCGGCGAUGACCUCUGGUGUGUCGCGCUGCUGUUGCACUGGCUGGCGACCAGAGUGAUCACAGAUAGUCAUCUGUGCGAAGAUCAGUGUGAUGCACUUGACGGAAUUCUACCCACAAUUCGGAAGUUGUUCGGCGAACGUUUCCAAGUGUUCUACACGAUGAAAUUUCACGUGAUAUGCAGUGGUGGUAUCUCUGAUCUUGUUCAUUUUUAGUUUGUUUUCGACCACAUGGUUACUACUCUGAAAGUUGAUGGAAGCCCGCGCGUGAGUAGUGCCGCUCCGUUUGAGCGACUUAACCAAGUUCUCGGCCGAAGCUCCGACGCGCACACAACACGCAACUUGAUCGAUAUGGCAAAACGGUUCUCCUCUUUGGAGCGUGCGAUUUACGAGUCCAAAAAAGCUAUCAGAAAACCGGAAUGUCCCGUUUCCUAUCCAGCCACUAUGACAGCAACCAUUAGUGAGCCCGGAAAAGUUUCUGGUAGAGUGCGGAUAGACUCUGAGCCGUUAAGUCUCGAAGAACGACAGUUUCUCGGAGAACUCUCUUGCAAAAUCAGACAAAUGAGGUAGGAAAAGUGUGUGAAUCAUCGUUGAAAUCACGUCUUCAAUAGAAACACUUUCGAGACGGCUAUAUUAACUAUUGGAACACGAAGGAGCUGCGAGGAUGUGGCAGCGCAUAACUGCUACGUUUACUUCUUUGAUAACAGAAGCCGGACUCAGUUCGCAAGUGUGGAACGUGUCAUUCUAGAUGAGAAAGGCGAAUGGCUAGUGUUAAUCCGUGUUUUUGACACAGUUCCACCGUUCAGUAAUGUUUUUAAAUUUUUGAACCAAUCCACGAGUCUGAUACCUGUAAAUGGGUCACAACUGAGAUCUUCUUGUGAAAAAUUGAACAGUUACUACAGACAAAUUGUAGGAACCCACUUUGAGCUCAAAAAUGUUUCCGUGUUUGAAGGAUAUUGUAGUUUGUUAGAGUUUGAUUGUAAAUCGUUUGUUUCUCGGUUUUAAAAUGAAUAUUGGAAUUAAAGUUGUUGCCGUUAUAUUAUAAUUUAUGUCAAGGUCACUUGCGAUAUCGACAAUAAAUGUGAAAGAUUCCAAUCUGUCACGCGCCACUAAGAGUACGUAGUUGCGCGUAGAAUAAGGCGCCCCCGCGCAUUUACACUGUUUUCGUCCGCCCGCCAAAUUCGGGUGUUGUUUUGAUUGUUUACUACUCGAUUGUGAUCUCUCGUGUUAGUUACCAUUCAUUUCUUUCGUUCUCAGUUGUAGUAGUGUCCCCAAUUUUAUGUUAACUGGACUAAUCCAAUUACAGAUGCCACGUCCUGUACGGAAAAUUGUGAAGAAACAAGUGAAUCCGAAGGCCUCUACCGCCGCCCCGCCCACUAAAGUGAGAAAUGAGGGGAAAAUUGGCCAACAUUGUUCUCAUGAUUUCCAGAAGCACAAGAUUCAUUCGGAGCACCCUCUUCCACAAUCAAUUCGAUUGAAUCGAGAAGAAGAGUUCGAAGAAGAAGAAUCCGAUGGGGAAAUUGAGGUGGAACACGAGGACACACUCGAUAACCGCCGUCCUGCACGGAAAAUUGAGAAGAAAGAAGUGAUUCCGAAGGCGCCUACCGCCCCGCCCGCGAAAGUGAGAAAUGAGGGGAAAAUUGGCCAACAUUGUUCUCAUGAUUUCCAGAAGCACAAGAUUCAUUCGGAGCACCCUCUUCCACAAUCAAUUCGAUUGAAUCGAGAAGAAGAGUUCGAUGAAGAAGAAUCUGAUGGGGAAAUUGAGGUGGAACACGAGGACACACUCGAUAACCGCCGUCCUGCACGGAAAAUUGUGAAGAAACAAGUGAAUCCGAAGGCCUCUACCGCCGCCCCGCCCACUAAAGUGAGAAAUGAGGGGAAAAUUGGCCAACAUUGUUCUCAUGAUUUCCAGAAGCACAAGAUUCAUUCGGAGCACCCUCUUCCACAAUCAAUUCGAUUGAAUCGAGAAGAAGAGUUCGAUGAAGAAGAAUCCGAUGGGGAAAUUGAGGUGGAACACGAGGACACACUCGAUAACCGCCGUCCUGCACGGAAGAUUGAGAAGAAAGAAGUGAUUCCGAAGGCGCCUACCGCCCCGCCCGCGAAAGUGAGAAAGGAGGAGAAAAUUGGCCAACAUUGUUCUAAUGAUUUUCAGAGGAGCAAUAUUAAGUCGGAGCACCCUCUUCUACCAUCACCUCGACCAUCACCUCGAAGCCAUCACCUCGAGCAUCACCUCGAAGAGCUCGAAGAAGAAGAAUCCGAUGUGGAAAUUGACGUGGGACACGAGGACACACUCGAUAAGCGCCGUACAGCCGGGUACUUCAGUAUUGGCCAACACUUGAAAGGAAGAAAAGAAGAAAUGACUGUCGGAGGUAAGCGAAAACAUAACGAAAAAAGAAACGAUCGAUAAUAUUACAGACCAGCUCCGAGAAGCAAUUCGAAGAGAAAACUGCGUUGAUAUUGGUAAAGUAUUGCGCACGGGGUUCCAACAACGGAGCCUUUCAGAGGUUCAAGUGCAGGUAUCGCAUACUAUGUACAUCUUCGUCUCAAUACUGUGAGCUUCAGGAGAUUGCUGCAUCUUACAUCCGCCCACGCUUCUCGCUCGCAACUUACUGUGAUCUGGUUGAUAGAAGUAAUGCCGAUGAAGUGAAGAGCAUAAUCGUGGCUCAGCAAUUUUUGGUUUGAACAUAGUGAGAAGAUGAACACCUCGAAAUCCUAUGAUUCAGGCGCAAUUUCCAUCCGUUGAGACCAAGUCUAUGGCUAAAAUGAAGGCAUCUAUCAAUUCGCUGUCAAGCAAUGUUGCAAAACACCACCAUGCGCAAAAACUGAAGAAGAGACGCCUCGAUGUGGCACAUGUGAUUCCACAGACCGCCGAGUUUCCGGCUCUGAAUUUGUCGAACUUGUACGAUCGCUGCGAACUGUUUGGCGACACAAAUGUGGUACAAUUGACUAUUAUCUAUCAGAAAUUGUUGAGAACUGUAAGAAAGCAUACCAUUUCACGCAUUUAAUGGUAUUGUUCAGGCAUUGCAACCGAAUCAUAUGAUCUGGCUGUACAGUCAUCGUUACCGAACAAACAAACAAGUCGAUGGAAACUUCCGGGCGCUCCCGGAUAUCGUUACAAACGGACUCAUCGGUGUGGCAGAAAGAUCUAUUCUAGGGAUAACUUUUCAUUGCUUUCAGAUUUUGGUCUUGACGCCAGCAAGGCAUAUCUUCCUGAAGAUUUACUUUUCGGUCCAUUCGACACCAACCACCCGUUCGUUCAAGCAUCUCAUAACGUACUUAUAUUGAAAGUUUUAGGUUCUUGGAAACCAUUCCCUUAGAAGACAGAGAACAAGAAGUGUGCAGAAGACGGGCGUACCGGGAGACAAUCAACCCCGAAGUUCAUUUUGCAAUUGCUCAAUCGCUGUAAGUAUUGCUUUUCUUUUGACUGCUCUAAUAAGAAAUUCAACAGGCGUAACCUUCGAACGCACCACCUCGAUGUCGAGUCAGGAGAACUUGUCCCAUGCACGGUGAGUACUUCCUUUCGAAUGGAAAAUUGUAAUGAUAGGUUUCAGGGAAGACUGAACUGCGUGGAUCACAUCCGUUGGGACGCGGCGAAACGCUAUCGCAAGAGCUGCAGGUUCAAACGAAUCAACGACGACAUUUCCGACGCGCACAUGCUGUGGAGAAAGUACGGCUGCGUGCAAUCAUUUCUUCAUAAGUUAAUAAUUUCAGACUGAACGAAGAGUGCGUGGAGCAAAGAGAGGCAGAAUUUGAAGAAGAACUGGAUGCUGAGGGCCAAUCACCGAGCAAUGACUACAUUAAUCACGUAUUCCAGAACGGAGAAGAUUAAGUACUUUUUCUCUCAAUUGUUCCUCAUAAUCAUAAUGUUCUGUUAUGGUUUUCUUGUAUGAACUCUUGUUUUUUUCGUUAUUUACUACAUAAACGAGAAGAUGAAUCAGGGCAGUAUUCAGGGGCAUACAUUUAAUACACAACUUUGGCGCUAACUCUACGCAAACUUUGCGCUAACCUCACGCAACUUUAGCGCUAACUUCACGCAAAGUUUGCGCACUUUAAGAAUAGACUUUGCGUGAAGUUAGCGCUAAAGUUGCGUAAGGUUAGCGUAAAAGUUGCGGGCUUCUACCGAGCUGGAUGGCCGCGCGGACUGCCUGUGAUUGGUGAGCCUCGGCGGCGGUGAGAACGUCUUGAUUGAUGUGGAACAUGUUCCGGUUUGAAUUGAAAGUAAGCGGAAUGCCCCACUCUCACCUGCUCCUCUUUUAUAUUGGCCGACUCAGGCGCCGCCCCAUUUAUCCAGCCGAGCGAAGCGCCCGUGUUGGUCAUGAGGCCGAAGAGAGUCAUGUCUAAUUAAUCAGCAAGAGCAGAAGAGAGCAGCUGCGGAGGAUUAAGGACUCUGGAAAACGGAAAAAUAAGUACUGUAGGAUUUGAGAAAUUCAGUUUUCCAAAAAGCCAUGGCUUUUGGAUAGAUUUUGAUUUCAUUUGUUUCAACUGAAGGCAUUACUGAUAGGAACAAUCCAUCUCCACUUCAUGGGCCGGUGAUUUCAGAAAUGUAACCAAACUAAUCGGAUGGAAAUUAACGAGUUCGUUCGACUGAAAGAGUGUACUUUCUUGCAGUUUAUCGCUCUCCAGGUUAAAGGUUGUCUUCAUAGCUGAACAAAACUUUAAAAGUCAUUUCACUGUUCUCAUUUUUUGCUUCAAACUUUCAAAACGAACGCAACCGCUCCUGUUCGAAGAGUCAAUUGUGCUCCUUCGAAGACACAUGAUAUUCAUUGCUUCGGUACUAGACAUUGAGCCGGUCUCUACGCCGGAAAUUGUCUCUGUCUGAUAGACAAGACAGAACAUACACAAAUAAAUGAGUUUAUUCUAGAGGUGAAGAACCCGAAAUGAAUGAGAUUGACAAAUAUGUGCGAGAUCGGAGAGAAACCGUAAUGUUUCAAAGGGUUUGCCUGAUGAGUGACGUCAGUGGAGCGAAGUAAAGCUGCGUCGGAAUCCACGACGUCGGUCCUCGAGGCCUCGCUGGAUGAUCUUCUUCUCUCCGUUGCUCGGCUGUCGGCUCACCACAGUCUUCUUGACCAUCAGAUCGGCCAUGUUGAAGUUGUGAAUGUCUUGAUGGAUGUGGAACAUUUUAACAGAAGAAGAAGAAGAGAAUGUGAAAAAAUUAGUGCUCAAGUGUGAUUCUUUCCUUUUCGUUAUCCCAGUUAUAUAGUAGCGUCGUGGAAUCAGAGGAAGCUCCGCCUCUAGAAGGGAGGGGACAAUGAUAUCAGAGAUUAAGACGAGAGCCGAAAAGAGGCGGAAAUGGCACAUAUUCAUUCACUUUCUGACCUCGAAACUGAGAGGGUGGAGAGCGGAUUAGGAAUUACGACUGAUGAGUGUUCGGGCAAGAGUUGCGGAAAAGGAAAAGGGCUUUUGAAAAGGUACAAUGUAACGUGGAUUCGGUAAGGAAUAGUGGGAUUGGGCAAACUCAUCAGUACAUUGAAGUACACUGUAAGCUUCUAAGCCGUCAACGAGAAUGUUCCAUUCAUCCAUCCAACCCCGCACUCCACGACAUGUUUACUCUCAAAUACAGUAAUCUCCAUUUCUAAUAUUGAUAAUCCACAAUGUUGAGUCAAUUAAUCACCCCACUACACUCUGCCAGACGUAUGUUCACAAUGCGACCCAUUCAAAUUCGCUCGGUUUUGAUUUCAUUCCGAUUCUCUCUCUCUCUCUCUCUCCCACUUGUCUAUUAGCGGAUUAUCACUAAUCCGCCCGUUGUUUCCACAGUUUCGGAACCCCCUCAAUCCCGAAAAUCCAUAGAUGAGCACGGGAUGACGGUGUCCGCGAGCCGGCUAACGAGAAAGAAACAUCCCGGAGAUGUACACGUGUCGAUGACGGCGAGUGCAUGUUUGUUUAGAAAUUUAGGAAUCGGUCAACAUGAUCCCCACGCGAUUACUCGCUAAUUCCGAGAAGGGCACGCUUGCUAGAUCAAAUUUAUCACUUCGAACUCAUGCAGCUAUUUUCAGAUAUCCACCGUAAUCCUGGUCGCCUACGCUUGGAGAGACAAGCAAGUCUACGAGCACAUUGUCGACUUCCUCGACAAAACGAUCCAGAUCUCGAAAAUCGCGGAACGACCCUUCCUAGGCGUGUACCAACUGACGGAGAAAGAGCUGGAAGUUCUUGGAAACGAACGGACGGUAGGUUGGAUGGCGAAACACUUUUCGAGUGUGUUUUGGACUGAAUGAAAGGAAAGGCUUGUAGCUGCGAAAUGUUCUUAGUAUUGCGCGAGAAUGUCAGAGCCAAACCCCUAAAAGAACCAGCUCAAAACACGAAUUCUGGGAAAUGUUAUUUUGAAAUCGAAAUCACUUGUAUUCUGUUUACAUUCUUGACUCGCAUAGGCGAACAAAACAUCUUAUUUUCAGUACAAAACGUUGCUCCGCUGCUACUUGCUCUCCGAGCUCGGCGUCUUCGCCUUCAUCGCCAUCGCCGCCAUCCUCUACUUCAGCUGCGACGUCUCCAGCGGAACGAAGCACGUCGUCUACUGGGUCCGUCCCCUUUUCCAUUCCUAUUCUCAUUCACAUUCUCUUCUCCAGAUCGCUCUCGGCUGCGGAGUCAUCUACGCGGUCAUUCAGGUGCAUCUGUUCACUUUCGCCCUAAUGCCCUACUCGAGCAUGCUGCCGAACGACACCGAAAAGCUGCUGAACCACGCGAUCCCGCACAAUGUCGGCGGCAUUCAGCAAAUGGAGAUGGGACUCGGGUGCACUUUUGAUCUGAAUCUGUACGAGGCGAACAGAAGAAGGCUAAAUCCGAAAGUGAGUUUUGAAUUUACAAUCCGAAAAUUCUAUUUUCUAUUUUGGGAGCCAACACAAAAUGAGAUCAUGUUGAAAUGGGAUUAAUUUCAGAACACUUGCGAUCCUCAAAUCGAGUCCUCGUUCAUUCCGAAGUACAUGUUCAUCACUCUUCUCGCGAUCCGACUCCUUCCAAUCAUAAUCGGAGUUCUCUUGGCCGCCAAAAGGACUCCGCUCUCCGAGGGCAUCGCCCAACUCGUUGAGAAACUGCGAAGGAACGAUAAGAAAAGGUUCGCCUCUUCCUGAAUACUUAGCCUAGACCGUAGUUUCAUCCCGUCCCUUUCUAGGUUAUACGUUAAGAAGCAACAACGAACCACAACCACUUUUGACGGAGAGCACGUGAGCAAGAGCACGACGUUCGGAGUGGAAUCCACGCCGCCCAGGUACGCUUCGAUUCGAUUCGAUUAGCUAACGCAAGCAAGCAGAACACAAAACGAUUACACACUAGCGGAAAUCCUAGAUUUGGAAGCGAGAAACUAACGAGAUUAUCCCUAUAUCCCGGAUUGGUACGGAUAAUUGGAUGAUAGAGAAUGAGUGGAGGGGGAUAGACAAAAUAAACAUCGAAUGAGAUGAGAUGACAUGGCAAUGUGUUUCAGAAUCACGUCAACGCCACUUCCGCCUGUUCCUUCGCCCGCUCAGAUCGACCACAGUAUCAGGUAGUUGAGAAGAUCCCCUUUUUUCUGAAUUCAUUGCAAAUGUUCAGUUAUAACAACGCCGCGUACUUUGCAACUUCCGGCGCCUUCUCCUCCAGAUCCAGCGACAUAUCCCGUAUUGAUGCAAACGAACUUUUCAAGUGAGUCUUUUCUCUGCUCUAGUUUCACCUUUUAAACUUCUCAAUUCAGAAACCCAAUCAAUCGGCAUCCGUCUGGAAGUCUUCAAUCCGAAGUUUAA